CAUGGUGCAGACUUUCUUUCGGGUCAUCAGGUAGACAGCGGCCUCCAGUGGCCGGAGGUGUUACUGCAUCGGGGAGGAUUUCACUUCUGGAUGUGUCAGAGAGUCAGGGCGAGUCUUGACUGCAGACGUCGUCGUAACAGCCAGGAGGAGCAUCACUAUGGCAGCAAAUAUUUCCCCAUAACGACUGUUUACUGGCAGACCACCCCCCCACAAGUGUCCUAAAACGGAUUCCUCUUCUACUUGACGUCGCUUUGUCUCUUGAGUUCAUCCUCAGCUCUGACGUGAGUCCGCCAUGGCUGGGAAGGAGCGCAGCCCCCGCCAUCGGCCGUGGUCAGUCUACCGGGCCAACACCUUUGAUCUUUCAGCUGAGAUGAUGGGACUCGCUCUUUCAGGCAACAGUCAGGAUCCAGAUGAGCCGGUGCUGGAGUUCAGUGUGGCCUGCAGUGAGCUGGUCACUCCCUCACUGGACCGGAAGCCAACCAGCUUUGUGGCGGUGAGCUGUACCACACCACCCCAGGCUUUCUGGACUAAGCAUGCUCAGACUGAAAUCAUCGAGGGCACUAGUAAUCCUAUCUUCCUGAGCAGUAUAGCAUUUUUCUCAGACUCUCUCAUCACCCAGCAGACUCAGAUCAAGCUCUCUGUCUAUGAUGUAAAGGACCGCUCACAGGGCACGAUGUACAUGCUGGGUUCAUCCAUGUUUUGUGUGAAGGAGCUCCUGCAGGACAAACACCACAGACUGCACCUGAUUCUAAGAUCAGCUGAGAACGAGCGAGUGGGAAACAUCACCGUCAUCGCCUGGCAAGUGGAGGAGAAGCGUGAGCAGAGGACACCGGUGGCAAGAUUACAGAGAGGAGACACGGUUAAUGGAAGGAUGGUUCUUCCUGUUGACGAGAGUCUAACCGGAUCUGCGAGCAUUAAAUCCAAGUCUUCAUCUUUAUUUAAAGACCCGAUGCUGAAGACAGUGUUUGGAGGCGUCAUGUCCCGGACGUACCGGUUUCCCACCACAGACGGGAAUCACCUGCGGAUCUUGGAGCAGAUGGCAGAGAGUGUGCUGUCGCUGCAAAUCCCCCGACAGUUUGUCAAGCUGCUGCUGGAAGAAGAUGCUGUCAGGGUGUGUGAACUGGAGGAGCUGGGUGAGCUGUCUCCAUGCUGGGAGAACCUCAGAAGGCAGAUCAUCACACAGUAUCAGACCAUAAUCCUCACGUACCAGGAUACCAUCACUGACCUGCACGAAUACAAAGGACCUUCAUUUAAGUCCAGCACCCUAAAAGCAGAGAAAAAGCUGGAAUUCAUCCCCACAAACCUGCACAUCCAGAGGAUGAGAGUUCAGGGAGAGUCUGGUUACGACUGGACGUACGACGUUGUGACCAUUGGUGCCCCUGCGGCCCAUCACCAAGGCUUCAAAGGCUGCGGCCUCCGGAAGCUGCUGCAGAAGCUGGAAGAAGCCAGGAAACAACACUAUGAGGAGGAGAGCUCUGCCCGAUCUAAAGGACUGACCUAUCAGCAUCAGGAUGUCUUGAAGGCAAAGGAGCUGAUUGGCCAGAUAAACACGCUGAAGACCCAAGUGUGUUACUACACGGAGCGUCUGUCCCGCUCUGCCAAAGAGCGCUCAGCUAACGCCACAGAGAGAACUUUGGCCAUUUUGACAGAGAAGACCCGUCAGCUCGUCACUGUUUGCGACUCCAAGCUGCUGUCCUCAGCCAUCCUCGCCCUGGCAGCCGCUCGGCCAGAGAACUCUCAGCGCAGCACUCCAUCACCAUCCUCCUCUUCAUCCCUUUCACUUUCCUCCCACUCGCCGUCCCGCUCCCCGUCUCAUCUGCCCUCCUCCCCUUCUCGUGCUGCCGCUACAUCCUCCCGACACACAACUGGUUCCGAGGGCGGUGAAGCGACUAAAAACAAGCGGGCCUCCCUGCAGGCGGACCCACACGAGGAGGAGUGGGACAAGGUUUGGCUGAAUGUGGACAAAAGCUUGGAGUGUGUGAUCCAGAAAGUGGAUCAGCUGCUGCAGAGAGACAAGCUGCAGAGUGACAGCAGCUCUGAGGAUGUUUUCCUGAUAGCCAACGAGGAGCCAAGUAACACCAAGAAAGAGAGCAGCCCGGAGUUUGAGAAGAAAUCUCCAGGUGAAUGGAGCGAUGCCCUGUAUCCUCUCCUCACAACUCUGACAGACUGCGUGUCGCUAAUGAGCGACAAAGCCAAGAAAGCCAUGGUGUUCCUGCUGAUGCAGGACAGCGCGCCGACCAUCGCCAUGAGCAUCACCAUGCAGUACCGCCGCGACGUGGUCUUCUGCCAGACGCUGACGGCUCUGAUCUGUGGCUUCACUCUCAAGCUGAGGAACUGUCUUUGUGACUCGGGCUUCCUCAGGCAGCUGUCCACCAUCGGCCUCCUGGUCCAGUAUGAAAGCCUGCUUAGCACCUACGGAGAGGAGCUGGCCAUGCUGGAGGACAUGAGUGUCGGAGUGAUGGACCUGAAAAAAGUCACCUUCAAGGUCACCCAGGCAACGACAGGUUUCAGUCCGGACAUGCUCCCGGUGAUCACGGGGAACAGGAACGGGUUUAACGUGAGGGUUCCCACGCCGGCGGCAGUGUUUGACACUCUGCCUCGGGAGAUCCAGAACGGGAUGCUGCUUCGAGUGCAGCCGGUUCUGUUCAACGUGGGGAUCAACGAACAGCAGACGCUGGCUGAGAAGUUUGGAGACACGUCACUGCAGGACGUCAUCAACAUGGAAAGCCUGACCCGCCUCAGCUCGUACUAUGAUCAGUUCAAGGAAGUCCUUCCAGAAGACUGCCUCCCUCGAUCCCACAGCACCACCAGCCUGCCGGAGCUGCUCAGACUGGUGGGUCAGAACGUCAGCGCUAAGAAAAGCAAGAACGUGGAGAUCCUGUGGCUAGCAGCCGAGGCUUGCCGGCGCCUGAACGGAGUGCGUUUCACCAGCUGUAAGAGCGCCAAGGACCGCACGGCCAUGUCUGUUACGCUGGAGCAGUGUCAGAUCCUGCAGCAGGAGCACGCCCUGGCCCCCCAAGUUUUCUACCAGGCCCUGGACUGCAUGCGCAGCGAGGGCUGCAGGAGAGAGAAUACCAUGAAGAAUGUGGGAUGCCGUAAAUACGCCUUUAACUCCCUCCAACUCAAGGCCUUCCCCAAACAAUACCGCCCCCCAGAGGGGACUUAUGGGAAAGUUGAGACCUAAGUGGACAUGUUCGUGUCAGAAACCCAAAGACUUCACAGUGAGGGAAAAAGAUCACACAACAUAAACUGGAACAGUAGCCCUUUUUUUUUGUUUAGUCCAAUGGUUAAUGUCUAAAAGUGCCAUCGCUACUGUAGAUGCCCCCCCCCCCCCCCCCCCCCCCCCCAGUAGAACUAGAAUCAAACACUUUCACAUCCACUUCACAAGCAGGACACGGCUUAACCCCACACUGCAGUGGUCAUGGCGGUUGUAGCAUUGAGAACCACUUCUCCUCUUAUUUAUUUUCACUGGUUAAUUUAAAGAAAUGUGUAGAGAUUUGUUUAAGUCAAAUUUUGUUUUCUGCUUUAGUUCUGGUAAAAGCAGAUUCUGUUUUUGUGUCAACAAGCUUAAUGCAGUAAAAACAUGAAAGCCUUACAUUCCACUCUUUGAUUUGUGCCACAGAGCUUUGACAGCUACUCUGCAUCUUAAGCAUCAUCACCAGCUGUAAAUGUCUUUUACUCUGAACAGUUAAGUGAAACAGAAAUGUUCCGUCAGUGGUGCGUUUUACCAAUAUUAUUCAUUUUUCAAAGCUUUCACAUAUUUUUUUUUUAUCUUUACGCGUUAAACAGUCUUUAAAUGAGCAAAAAACAUCAUUUUGAGUUUGCCUUCUGCAGACUCUUACAUUACAGUUAAUAUAAAGCUUUUUGGAGCUCUCCUCCAACCUUUUUCUUCUGUAAAAAGAUCAUUAGCCUAUUUAUUUGUCAAUGUUCCUCUUUUGAGGUCUGUUCACUCAUUUUAGUGAAGUUCAUACUGAUUCUACCCUCCAAGACUUGGUGUUGUACAUUUUAUGUGUUCAAAAUCAUAGUCAUUUGGAAUCAUGGUUUUGUAUUACAGUUUUCUUAAAUUUGUUUGUGUAAAAAUUCCUCUUAAAUCUGCUUGGAACCAAAGCAGAAACCUAAAAAUCUAGGUCUUAUUCUUCUAUAAGUGAACUGUAGUUGUUCAGCGACAGUUUGCAUGUUGACAGACCUUCCAACCAAUCUUCAAGUCCACACCAAGUAGAAAAAUGUCUAACCCAAAGCGAGAUCAAAAUAAAAAGCGGGAACAUUUCUUCUCAGUAAAAGUAUUCCAGAGUGGGGGUGCAGAUAUUUAAAGUAUAGUCAGUUUUCUAGAAGCACAAACUGCUUUCAUUCCUCAAGUAUUUUUUGUUUUGUGCUCAUUUCAUGAACCAGCACAGACUGUUGUUACUUCACAGUUAGUGGAGUCGGUCCAGUCGCAGAUAAAUCCUACAUUUUGUGGUACAAGCACCAAAUGUGCCAUUAUGUCACACUAACACUAUCUACAUUUUUUAUGUAUGAAAGUUCGGUCUUUUAUGAUACAUGCAUAAUAUAUGUAAUUCGCAAGUGUUUCUUGUGUUCGUCAUUUGUUGAUGUGGGCAGAUGUCUGAUGAAGGUUUCGUCCAAUGGGUCUUUACGAGAAUUCAGUUUUGAGCUGCUCAAAAUUUUUGGUUGAGAAUUACGACGUUAAUUAUACAUAAUUAAUGUAGUUUUUCCAUCUAUAACGGAAUACACGCAUGUACCACCAAUGUAUAACUUUUACAUCGCGUAUGAAACGCACAUAUCACGUUAAAUGAAUGUAAUUAACGCAUGAAGCCCUAAUGAAUUGCAUGUAAACAGCGCAGUAAUUACCUAUGGUUCAAGUUCUACAUUGAUUGACAUGUUCUUUGCAUGGUUUAUUCGUACGUUUUCCAUGGUUUUAUCGUGGUUCAUUUGUGAUACAAAAGAUUCACGUAAAGACCACAACUUUUCUCAUUUUUUCCACAUAUGACCAAUUUUCUUUUGUGGUAUAAUUGCGCAUAUUGCACGGCUGUGUGACACUGCCUUGAGGAUCCCCUCUUUCAACAAAGCAUGUUUGCCAUGAGAAAAAUCCCAAAUGGCUGUUAUUAUUAAAGAUGUCGACCAUAAACUCAGUUGUUACAAACAUAUUUGAUCUCUUUUUACCUCAGUCUCAGCAAUACAUAGGCUGUUGGGGCACAAAAUACAGUCUUUUAACUUAAAGGAUUUCUACAGAAUACUAUUAUACAUAUAAUAUACUUUAAACUCUUUAAUUUAAUUGGGGCAAACGUGCUUUUCUGAAACUGGGGUUAGUCAGUUAUAAUCAUUCCAAAUUUGGUGCUUGUCCCACAAAAUGCACAAUUAUUUUAAGAACCAGCUCCUCUAAGUGUUUUCAGGUGGUUUGGUCCACUCCCUGGAGUUCAAUGUCAAAGCCAACCAAACCAAAUGAAGGUUUUCUUUCUUUUCUUUUUUCUUUGCACUUCCUUAGCAAAAAAUAAUCAGUUUAAGUGUACUACAAGUAUACUUAAGGCUGAAUCCACAUUCUUCCCCUAACCCUCCGGCUUCUCCUUACCCCUCCAAUUGUAGGGACAUAUGAAGGGGUAGGGUUGUCCGAAAUAGUUUUUUUAAGGGCUAACCCUAGGCCUCGCCAUCCCUUCGCCGCGAGAGUGUUUCGCCUCUAUAGUUUGCAUUUAAAUGCAAUUAAUGACUUUGAUUUAGCAUUACCUAUCUAAAGAUAUAAAACUGAUGUUAUGUAUUUCCGAGCGCCAGCAGCUCCGCGCUAACGUAGCUGACCCGUGACUAUUGAUGAUGUCAUCGAGUGGGAGUAAUGUCCUAAUUCUAAGGUUGUGUCUGAAUUCCCACUCUAACCCCUAACUACUAAAAAACUCUAUAGUGCAGCACUUGUGUGAAUUUUGAAACCAAUUCGGACACCAUACUCACUACUUUUUUUGUCUUUUUUUUAAUGGUGGAUAUGACGUCAUCAAUUUCACAAAGUUAAAAUUUAAUUAAAAUGAGAGUUUUGCGACUAUUAUUUAUGAGUCCACUGUCUUCUGAGGAUAAAAGAAUUCAGAUUCAGCCUUAGUCUGUACUAAACGUGAAGCAGUAUACUUUAAGCUUAUUUAUACAGUCUAUAUAUUUUAAACUUAACUUGUUCCCCUUUUGUCUGAAGAAGUAUUUAAUUAGUAUACUUCCUACACUACACAUACACGUUAUACUUUCUACACUUAUACCCAAGUAAACUUCAUAAAAUAAAUGUAAAGGUCAGGUGAGAAAGCUCCUAAGCCUCACACAUCUGGGCCAGAAGUGAGCAAGGGCACUACACUGUUGGUUACUUAUAUAGCCCAUGAUUACAAAAUCAGAUUCAUUUGACCUUAUCUGAAACAAAGAAUAAAUAUCUGUAAAUGACCUUUA
Messenger RNA from Oryzias latipes (Japanese medaka), 6402 nucleotides. RefSeq names its product inositol polyphosphate-4-phosphatase type I Aa (gene inpp4aa). Lineage: Eukaryota; Metazoa; Chordata; Actinopteri; Beloniformes; Adrianichthyidae. Gene Ontology annotation, cellular component: cytoplasm. Gene Ontology annotation, molecular function: phosphatidylinositol-3,4-bisphosphate 4-phosphatase activity; hydrolase activity, hydrolyzing N-glycosyl compounds. The record is from RefSeq and is a predicted model, not a curated record.